Coregonus clupeaformis (lake whitefish) is the source of this 3290-nucleotide messenger RNA. It is a transcript of the gene cops3, whose product is annotated as COP9 signalosome subunit 3. The coding region runs from base 1314 to 2585 and encodes 423 amino acids. Gene Ontology annotation, cellular component: COP9 signalosome. The transcript has 12 exons. Gene Ontology annotation, biological process: ubiquitin-dependent protein catabolic process. NCBI's taxonomy places the organism in Eukaryota, Metazoa, Chordata, Actinopteri, Salmoniformes, Salmonidae. The record is from RefSeq and is a predicted model, not a curated record.
AAAUAGUACUAUAUACAUCAUAACAACAGUAGCAGUGAUGAAUAAAUAAAUGUCCAUUGGGGUGGAGGCAGAGUAAAGACUGUUGGGGGGGGGUCCAAGUGACCAAGUGAACCAAGUGAAAUAAGAACAAUAAAAGUAAUAAUAUACAUAUUAACAACUGCAACAGUGAUGAAUGUCGUUGGGGUGGUCGGCUGCACGUAUCAACUUCUGAAGCACCUUGCAGUCCGCGGCAGUGGAGUUGCCAGUAUGCUCUCGAUGGUGCUCCUGUAGAACACUGUGAGGGCCCUCGGGGACAGGCGGAAUUUCAGCUCUGGAGAACACAGGUGCUAGACUCUUUCCAGUUCCCACACAGCCAUGAGUGCCAUGAAUCUGGCAAGCAAGACUACACAGGUGUGGUCAAUGGGAAGACAAAUCCAAUGAGGAGCCCAGAACAAUGAAGAGAUCCUGAGAAGCAGCUACAGUUAACAGAGUGGAGUGUGCUGGCCUAUUGUGUGGUUUGAUAAUUGUCUGUGGUAGGCCUACUGGGUAGGGAGCAGGGGAGGUCUCUGGCUCAUUGGUAAACUGCUGGGAGACGUUGAGUGUCCCCUUGAAGGGGCCACCAAUCUUGUUUUGCCAAAUCACAUCUGAAACAAGGCUAACAUUGUAGACAAUUAAUGUAUUAUGUAUAAUUUUAAUUGUUGAGCUGUACCAUGUGUAUCCUGUUCAUAUGACAAAUAAACUUGACUUGACUCCAUACACACAUACAGUCUAAAAUGCAGGGCUAUUCAAUUAACCUUGUGUUACUGGUGUCCCAGUCCAGAUCUGAAUCAGUCCCAUUAGAGGGAAACAAUGAAAAACAGUACUGCCCUGUGGCCCUCCACUGCUGUAUUUGAGUGGGAAAUCUCAAAUUGUAUAAUAUCUUUGCCUGCAACCCGGUAGAAGCUGCACUGCACUUCCUGUGUGUUACUGGUUUGUGAUCCUUCUUAAAGUGAUAGCACAGGGAGACAAAUUCCCAAUGAAUACAAUUCCUGAUAGCAAAUAAAGACAAUCAGCAGAUGUUUAGAGGGGGUGUACGUUUCGAGCAAAGGAGGAAAUAAAUUGUAGCAAACAGCAAUAACUAGGUUUCUGAUAAAUUAAAAUGUUGUGUCCCUUUAAGAGCCUAAAGUUCCAACCGUAAAUCUCGUUGGAUCCCGUCUGUUCUUACGAAGGUCUCACGAUACUUCUCUCUCAGUGGCGGCUGUGUGGCCCCCUGUCUCAGCCAGCACGGACAGAGUUGUUUCUGACAUUUGAAUGAAAAACAGUCUGAAUUGCUACCACUUUGGACAGAUGAAAUAAUGGCUUCAGCCUUGGAGCAGUUCGUGAACAAUGUGCGGCAGCUCUCCGCUCAAGGUCAGAUGACACAGCUGUGUGAACUGAUCAACAAGAGCGGGGAGCUGUUGGCCAAGAACCUGUCCCACCUGGACACUGUACUGGGGGCCUUGGACAUCCAGGAACACUCCCUGGGUGUGCUGGCUGUGCUGUUUGUGAAGUUCUCAAUGCCAAACAUCCCUGACUUUGAGACGCUCUUUUCCCAAGUCCAACUCUUUAUCAGUACCUGCAAUGGGGAGCACAUCCGAUAUGCAACAGACACUUUUGCCGGCCUCUGCCAUCAGUUGACAAACGCCCUUGUAGAACGGAAACAGCCAUUGAGGGGCGUCGGCAUUCUAAAACAGGCAAUAGACAAAAUGCAGAUGAACACAAACCAACUUACCUCAGUUCAUGCAGACCUGUGUCAGCUGUGCUUGUUAGCAAAGUGCUUCAAGCCUGUCCUCCCGUUUCUUGAGCUUGACAUGAUGGACAUCUGUAAGGAGAAUGGCGCCUACGAUGCAAAGCACUUUCUAUGUUACUACUAUUACGGAGGCAUGAUCUACACGGGUCUGAAGAACUUUGAAAGAGCACUGUAUUUUUAUGAACAGGCAAUAACCACUCCAGCUAUGGCAGUCAGUCACAUCAUGUUGGAGGCCUAUAAGAAGUACAUCCUGGUCUCCUUGAUUCUACAUGGCAAAGUGCAGCAGCUCCCCAAAUACACAUCACAGAUAGUUGGGAGGUUCAUAAAGCCUCUCAGCAAUGCCUACCAUGAGCUUGCUCAGGUGUACGCCACCAACAACCCAGCAGAACUGCGCACCCAGGUGAACAAACACAGCGAGACCUUCACACGCGACAACAACACAGGCCUUGUCAAGCAGUGCCUGUCCUCCCUCUACAAGAAGAACAUCCAGAGGCUAACAAAGACUUUCUUGACGCUGUCCUUGCAAGACAUGGCGAGUCGAGUGCAGCUGUCUGGGCCCCAGGAGGCUGAAAAGUAUGUCUUGCACAUGAUUGAAGAUGGUGAGAUCUAUGCCAGCAUCAACCAAAAGGAUGGCAUGGUCUGUUUCCAUGACAACCCGGAGAAAUACAACAACCCUGCAAUGCUUCACAAAAUUGACCAAGAGAUGCUGAAGUGUAUAGAGCUGGAUGAGAAACUAAAGUCCAUGGAUCAAGAAAUCACAGUAAACCCGCAGUUUGUGCAGAAGAGUAUGGGAACGCAGGAGGAUGACGUUGGCAGCAAAACGUCCAGUUACUCCUGAGGGCCAUGGACAGGGGAGAACACUGCCACCCUUCAGGUUCUCAUUGGAUGACUUUUUUUAAAAGAGGAAAAACAUUCUAUUGAGUAUGGACAUUGGUCAAGGAAAAUCUAAAUGUGUGGAAUGAUAAUUUGGUUAUUUCUUUCAUGGUGUCUUGAGGAAACCUUAACAAAAAAACAAUUUUGUCAGUGUUUUAUUUAUCAUUGUUCAGGUGGAUGAGCCACUGCUGCAUUAACAACCAUAAUAAUAAAAACUGGACUUAUUUGUUCAAAAAGGAAGUGUGAUAAAGCACAGUUUUUCUGUUGCAUGUUCAUUUUUGAGGUAUUUCCUUUUACAUGCAACAUUUGAGGAAAUCUUAAGUCUCCUGUUUCGAACAUCAGUAAUCGACCAGCUAGCAUAAUUUUUUUGGUCAAAUCACCUGGAGAUUUGACAACAAAAGCAAGGCUGUACUUCUGCCCUUGACCAAAUGUAGAGAGGAUAGUACAGUUUUUUUUUUUUAAAGAUGGUGCACCGUUAUUUCCAGCCCCUAGAGGUCUCUCGUGUACUGUGUUGUGCUGUAGUUUGAAUUUACUGCAGGUGGAAUGAGCUCUGAGCUGGAGACAUACUUAUCUGUUAUCUGGAAGGACUCAAGAUUUGCGGUUUUGAAUCUCUCGAAAUACAUUGAUUCAGUAAAUUGACACAAUUUUGAAUUAAAUGUAUCACAUCACA